Sinocyclocheilus rhinocerous is the source of this 2700-nucleotide messenger RNA. RefSeq names its product chondroitin sulfate N-acetylgalactosaminyltransferase 1-like. Gene Ontology annotation, molecular function: glucuronosyl-N-acetylgalactosaminyl-proteoglycan 4-beta-N-acetylgalactosaminyltransferase activity. The coding region runs from base 766 to 2520 and encodes 584 amino acids. The record is from RefSeq and is a predicted model, not a curated record. NCBI's taxonomy places the organism in Eukaryota, Metazoa, Chordata, Actinopteri, Cypriniformes, Cyprinidae. The transcript has 7 exons. Gene Ontology annotation, cellular component: Golgi cisterna membrane.
GCUGUUCCAGCACUGAGCGCGCUGUUCUGGAGACUCUGGACACUGAGACACGCUGUGACAUCUCUUCUUCUCUGUGAUGUUGAUAGACCUGUGAAGAUCAGAAGCAGCACAUGAUGAAACAUGCAGAGGACUCUGAAUAGAUUAAGGAAGUCAUACAGACAGCCUGAAAACUCUUUGGGAAAUAACAUAUUGGUCUUUUCAACAACACCGGACCGUUGUAUGACGUUGAAAGAAACGGAUGGCAAAUGACCAGCCUCCAGACUAGUUUUUAUAGACCAUAGCCAUGGACGUCUAAUGGAUAAACCUUCAAUGAAUGUUUUUCUCUUUUGGGUCACUGGGAGCACUGUAGAAUGGAGGAUCCAUUCCAGACAUUCUCUCAAGGGUAUGUCAUGCUAACUCCAAGAAGAAUGAGCCAUUUUCACCAGAUGGAGAUAUGCGCAUGUCGCUACUGAACUGGUCCAAUGGUUUAUUUGUCUGGACGGAGAACUAAUAGGACCCUAAAGAAGAGGAAGUGGCCCUAACUUGACCCAUAACAAAGUAUGUACAUGAAGAGCCAGGCUGAAGUUUAAAGAGUGGGUGAAAUGGGAAUGGACAGUAAAGUUCUAAACAAAACUUGCUUUGUGGUCUACACCUGGGAAAUAUGAGACUUUAGUUGACAGACAAAACACAAACAGUUCUUCUUUUUAAUCAAAGACAUACCCUAGUGACUUCAACAAGCGGUUCUGGCAUGGGCGGCCUUUGGCUGAUCUUUACGUCUUGUUUUUGAUGGUACGCAGAGAUGCCCCAACUUUAUUGAACUACGUCAUCCUACCCAACUUGUUGUUGAGGUUGUCAGUUGUGAUGCUGCGCAGGGGUCUGCUGGCUUGGCUGUCACGUGUGGGUGUUCUGUUAGUGGUGGUAUGCUGUUGUCUUUCCCUCCUUUAUGUCAUCACUUGCAGCCCCCAUGCUGAUGAGCCCAUGGCUGGUCAACCCCUGCCCAGGGCUGGAGGGAUAGCUAUGCCAGGAGGUCCAAGCAGGCCAGGUGGGGUUGGAGGUGCCCCCAUCGGCCCUGCUGGACGGGAAGGGUUCCAAGCCCUUCUCCAAGAGCGAGAAGAGCAGCACCAGCAGCAUAUUGCCAGCCUGAAAAAACAAAUUGCUCAACUUAAAGAGGCUCUCCAGGAACGGAGCGAACAACUUAAAGGCAUGCAGGACUCUGUGGAGAAGACGGCUGGGAAGGGCACGGUGGGUGACGUGGCUGACGACCACAGUCACAGCGACCUGCAGGAGUUCCUACGCAGCCAGCUGAGCCGGGCAGAGAUACACUCUGGCGUUCGACUUCCAAGCGAGUACGCUGUAGUGCCCUUUGAGAGCUUCACCUUACAACGCGUCUACCAGCUGGAAAUGGGGUUGACUCGUCACCCUGAGGAGAAGCCGGUGAGGAAGGACCGCAGGGACGAGCUGGGGGAGGUGGUGGAGAGCGCGCUGCAUGCCCUCAAUGCACCAAAUCGAGGUGGAGACAAAACAAAAGCUAGCAAAGUCUACACACCAUCAGACUUUAUAGAAGGCAUAGCACGCACUGAGAAGGACAAGGGCACACUGUACGAGCUGACCUUCCGUGGAGAGCAGAAGCAGGAGUUCCGCAGGCUGCUUCUCUUCCGCCCCUUCGGCCCCCUCAUGAAAGUGAAAAGUGAGCUGGUGGAGACGGCCAAUAUGCCCAUUAACAUUGUGCUGCCUCUGUCCCAGAGAGCCGACAAAUUCAAACAGUUCAUGCACAACUUCAGAGAGGUGUGUGUGAAGCAGGACGGCCGGGUGCACCUUACCGUGGUUUACUUUGGAAAGGAUCAGAUGAAUGAAGUCAAAGGAACCUUGGAGAACACAUCGAGGGAGCUGAAUUUCCGUAACUUCACUCUGAUUCAGCUGAAUGAGGAGUUUUCUCGGGGUCGAGGGCUGGAUGUGGGCGCUCGUGCUUGGAAGGGAGGCAAUGUGCUGCUCUUCUUCUGUGACGUGGACAUCUUCUUCACAGCCGACUUCCUGAACACAUGCCGUCUGAAUGCCCAGCCAGGAAAGAAAGUGUUUUACCCCAUUCUCUUCAGCCAGUACAACCCAGCUGUAAUCUACGGCAGUCAUGAUCACGUCCCCCCUGUGGAACAGCAGCUGGUAAUGCAACUCAUUUUCAUGAGGAGAUUAAAAUGCUUCAUCAAGUUUGAUGUGAUUAAUUGCCGCAUUGUGAUGGAACAAAAUCAUCUCAGUCGUGGUUUCGAUGUGGACAUUAAAGGCUGGGGUGGCGAGGACGUCCACCUAUACAGGAAGUACCUCCACAGUAAUCUGCUAGUGGUGCGCGCCCCGUCACGCGGCCUCUUCCACCUGUGGCAUGAGAAACGCUGCGCUGAUGAACUGCCUCCAGACCAGUACAAGAUGUGCAUGCAGUCCAAAGCCAUGAACGAGGCCUCGCACGGCCAGCUGGGCAUGCUGCUCUUCAGACACGAGAUCGAGGCGCACCUCCGCAAACAGAAACAGCGAAGCGGAGCUAAAAAAUCUUGAUGGACUUUUACCGCUUGUAUACAUGCUCUUAAAGGGAUUGUUCACCGAAAAAUGGAACAUUCUGUUCUUAUUUACUAAGCCUAAUGACAUUUGAUGUUUGUUCUGUGGAAGCAGAGCUCUGGUUGUUCUUUUUGCUGUUUUUACAGUGAAUAUUGACUGAAGCUUCAAAAAAGAUGCAAA